AUGUCGAGCGGAAAGACUAUCGAGCUUAAAAACACGGCUCAGCCCGGCCUCAAGAUCCCCCAGAUCGGCUUCGGCACCUGGCAGUCAGCACCCGGCGAGGUCGAGAAGGCCGUCGCCGAGGCCCUCAAGGCUGGUUACAGGCACAUUGACGCGGCUCUCAUCUACCAGAACCAGCCCGAGGUUGGGGAGGGUAUCAAGAAUGCCGGCGUCCCUCGCGAAGAGAUUUUCAUCACCUCCAAGCUCUGGAACAACAGCCACCGUCCGGAGCGGAUCGAGGCCGACCUCGACCGCACGCUCAAGGAGCUCGGCACCGACUACCUUGACCUGUACCUCAUCCACUGGCCCGUUCCCUUCAAGCCCGGCAAUGAUCUUUUCCCCAAGGAAGACGGCCAGCUGGCUAUCGACUGGGACGCGCCCUCGAUCUCAGAGACUUGGAAGGAGGUUGUGCGUAUCUUCAAGGAAACUAAGAAGGUGCGCGCCGUCGGCGUGUCCAACUUUACCAUCUCGCACCUCGAGCAGAUCAUCAAGGCUACUGGCGAAGUGCCCUCUAUGAACCAGAUCGAGGUCAACCCCAACAUCAUCCAGGACGACCUGUACAAGUACUGCGCGGACAAGGGCAUCACCAUCACGGCGUACUCGCCUCUCGGUAACAACGUGACUGGCAAGGCGCGCGCCGUCGACGCCGACGUCGUUAAGGAGGCUGCCAAGCGCGUCGACCGCGAUGUCGGCCAGGUCCUCAUUGCGUGGGCGGCCAAACAGGGCUUUGUGGUCAUUCCCAAGUCUGUUACGCCGUCGCGUAUCGCGUCCAACUUCCAGACGUUUGAGCUUGGCGACAACGAGUUCCAGGAGAUUAGCGCGUGGGGCCACAAGAACCGCGUUCGCUCCAACACGCCCUGCGAGUACAACCCUCGUUGGCCAAUCGACGUGUUUGGUGAGGCGGUUGAGCAGCAGUACAAGAAGGUGUGGUAG
Messenger RNA from Cutaneotrichosporon cavernicola, 969 nucleotides. RefSeq lists its product as uncharacterized. NCBI's taxonomy places the organism in Eukaryota, Fungi, Basidiomycota, Tremellomycetes, Trichosporonales, Trichosporonaceae. The record is from RefSeq and is a predicted model, not a curated record. The transcript has 4 exons. The coding region runs from base 1 to 969 and encodes 322 amino acids. Gene Ontology annotation, molecular function: aldose reductase (NADPH) activity. Gene Ontology annotation, cellular component: cytosol.